Molecule: messenger RNA, 123 nt
Organism: Fusarium pseudograminearum CS3096
Lineage: Eukaryota; Fungi; Ascomycota; Sordariomycetes; Hypocreales; Nectriaceae
Exons: 1
Coding region: 1-123 (40 amino acids)
Source: RefSeq, a predicted model, not a curated record
AUGUCGGACCGAGGCUCAACCACUAAUAUGUUGGACGGAGGUUCCGAGAUGGACUUCAUCGACCUAACUGAUAGCGAUAUUCAUUUAGAGUUGGACAAUGGGACACUUAGCCGCUGGAGAUAA